AUGGCAACCUUGAAACCUUCGGGGGAGAGUCCUCAAUAUGCCAUUGACCUUGAUUCUGAAGAACCCGCCUACUCAGUAGGAGAACAGCGUGUCAUUGACAUCGAGCGUCAGAUCCAUGCGUACCGGCUUCAGCCCAGAAACAACUCACUCUACACUGAUAUCAGCGGCUUCGAUGAGCAAACGGAGGAAGAAAUUGCCAGCGAGGAGCUUGCCAACUUCAUCGACCUUACUGUAGACGACGAUCCAGUCGUUACGGUUCGAUCCCAAAGGCGCCACCGUGACCCUGCCCCGCGAGCUCCUCAGCGCAAGCAUGAGAAGGUCAAGAUUGCAGGAGGCCUCUCGAUUAAGCUCAAUACGCUUUACGAGCUUAGCCCUGAGCAUACACAAAAGUCGGCCAUUGAACACCACUUCAUUCUGGUUACCGGAAUAUAUGAGAAUCUCUGGACACACGAGUAUGUAGUCCAAGGCUUGCCGUUCACCAGGUCCCGGACAUUGAUGGCAAAACUUCCCCGAAAGCUCAACGAGAUUUUUGCAAUCUAUGAGUUGGAGGAGGGGGAUGACCGCACACCAGAGGAUCAAGCAUCCAUCGAAGUCACAGUCUCUGCGCUUCUCAGACCCCGGUCCCUACACCUGACCAACGCGCCUUUCCCUCAACAUCGGUAUGAUCCAAAGAUUUUUGGGCAUCGCGCUGCAGUCGAACAAGAGGGCCCUCUGGUCUGCCGCUGGAAGUUUCACAUACAUUAUCGCGACUUCAGCAAGAAGAGGGAUCGCAAGGCAAACCACUGGUCUCUUGAGCGUAUCAGAGCUCAUGAGGUCAUACGGGACGAGUUCAGAGUCCCUGAGGAGGUUCUCAGAGAGGACUGGAGAGGCCAGACGAUUCCAGGUGGCUCCAAAACGCCCGAGACUGGAGGAUUUGCUUCCAGCCUCACUGCAUCCAAACAACAAUACACCGUCUUCGACUCGUUCUGUGGUGCCGGUGGAUUUUCUCGCGGAGCAGAGCGCGCUGGGCUGCAUGUUAAAUAUGCCGUCGAUAACUGCAAGAAAGCUUGCGCAACCUAUCGCCUCAACUUUCCGAACACUAAUCUCUUUGAAAAGUCUGUCGAUGAGCUUAUGCUGUCUCCGAAAGAUAACCAGUUGCGUACCGAUAUCCUGCAUCUGUCACCUCCCUGUCAGACAUGGUCUCCAGCGCACACCGUUCCAGGUGCCAACGACGAGGCGAACAUUGCCGCUUUGUUCGCCUGCCGAAGUCUUGUUGAGAAAGUACGUCCUCGCAUCUUCACCUUGGAACAGACCUUCGGCAUCAUGCAGCCCUGUUUCGAUCCUUUCUUCUGCUCUCUCGUAGGAGGGUUCACUGAGUUUGGGUACUCGGUCACCUGGAAGAUUGUUCAUCUUCAAAACUGGGGCCUGCCUCAAACCCGGAAAAGACUAAUCAUGAUUGGAGCAUGCCCUGGUGAGAAAUUACCCCCUUUCCCUUCGACUACUCAUUCGGAGACUGGUGGAAGGGGCUUGUCGAAGUAUGUUACGAUCCGCCAGGCACUGGCCAAGAUCAAUGUCACGUCCACCUUUCACAACCCGGAAGAGGAGGUCAAGGACACACUCCCACUCGGGUCCGUCAUCAGCGACCCCGACCAAAUUCUCCGCAGAUGCGUGACCUGUUCAGGCGGGCAAAAUAUGCACUGGUCUAACACAAGAUCAUACACGGUCCGCGAAUUCGCCAGCCUCCAGGGGUUCCCCGUCUGGCACCAGUUUGCCGAUGCACCGAAGUCGGCCUUGAAAAAGCAGAUUGGCAACGCAUUUCCAGCUUGCGUCGUGAGACUUUUGUGCGAGCACCUAAAGAACUGGCUGCUCGUGGAGGACGGUCUUGCCCCGGCGCGAGAGCUGCGAGGCAGCGUUGGUGGCCGAGAGUUGGUCUUUGUAUCGGAAGGUCCAUGCCGUGAGACACCUCCGCUCGCGUCGAUGCCAGUCGUUAGGGACUUGGGAGGUUCUCAUGAAGACGCUAUCAUGCUGGAGGACGACGAUGAUGAGAUGCAGGUCGAUAUCAAGUAUGACGAGGUUUUUGAUGUCGACAUGACAGACGUGCCCGACGCCCCUAACACUCCCGGUACUUUUGACGCACCGAACACGCCAAACACCCCGGACACGCCCUACACACCUCGCUCGCGGUCACGCUCAAGAACCUUAUCAUUCGGGGCUACAUCCAGCCCUGUGCCAGCUGUUGGCAGCAAAGACUCGCCUAUCGUGUUUGACUAA
Molecule: messenger RNA, 2250 nt
Organism: Colletotrichum navitas
Lineage: Eukaryota; Fungi; Ascomycota; Sordariomycetes; Glomerellales; Glomerellaceae
Product: C-5 cytosine-specific DNA methylase
Exons: 1
Coding region: 1-2250 (749 amino acids)
Biological process (GO): negative regulation of gene expression via chromosomal CpG island methylation
Cellular component (GO): nucleus
Molecular function (GO): DNA binding; DNA (cytosine-5-)-methyltransferase activity
Source: RefSeq, a predicted model, not a curated record